Molecule: messenger RNA, 1644 nt
Organism: Chlorella variabilis
Lineage: Eukaryota; Viridiplantae; Chlorophyta; Trebouxiophyceae; Chlorellales; Chlorellaceae
Product: expressed protein
Exons: 10
Coding region: 1-1644 (547 amino acids)
Molecular function (GO): DNA binding
Source: RefSeq, a predicted model, not a curated record
AUGGUCGAGGCAGCGGACGACUCGGAGAUCGAUGCCGCAACACACUGGAUCCACCAGUCCACUAGCCUGCAGCAGUCGGCGCUGCCGCCCGGUGCCCGCCCGCCGCUCGGCAGCCGCCCUCCGCCCCUCCCCCGCCCCAAGGCGCGGCGCAGCAAGGCCACCCGCGGGCCCAGCAGCUGCAGAAGCAGCCCCUGCAGCAGCCCCAGCCAGCAGCAGGACGACAGCGACUAUGAGGACGCCGUCAGCGAUGCAGACGCGGAAUGGGCAGCGGCUGCGGCAGCGCUGGGCAGGGCACCGCCAGAGGCAGGCGCCGACAGCGGCAGCCACCAGGCUGAUUCGCCCGAUGCCCCAGCGUACAAGCGCCGGCGGGGCAGCAGCGGCAAGGCCGUCAAGCUGCGCAACCCCGAGUACACCGAGGAGGAGCUGGCCCGCAAGUCCCGCAAGCGCCUGCAGGACAAAACGCUGAAGUCGUAUGACAGCCACCUGCGCAAGCUGGAGGCCUUCUGCAACAUUCAAGGCUUCACCCUGGCAGCAGCGCAGGACGCGAUGCAGGUGGUCACGAUCAUGGCAAAGUUCAUUGCCUGGGUGGCGAACAACAUGCCUUGCUUCAACUACAGGGGGAAGAAGGAGUCCAUGUCAUUCGGCCUGCUACGCGCCGUCCGCAACGCGGCUGUGCUGAAAUACAACCAGUUGUGCAUCAGCAACGGCUGGUCUGAUGCCAGGGAGCUGAUGGCCACACGCGAGUUCAAAGUGGAGUUCAUGAACGGCUGCGCCCUGGUGCUGCCCAAGAAGGGACGGCCGGUUGGUGACCCCCAGAAGAACACAGCGGCAGAGUCGCUGACGGAUGAGGAGGUCAUGGCCUGCUUCCACUGGUGGCUCAGCCAGGGCGACAUCGCCUCCACGCGCGACUGGGCCGCCAACCUGGCGUGCCUGAAGGGCAUCGGCCGCAGCGACGACACGCUGCCUGUUUACCUGGCAGACCUUGCGGCGCCUCGGCCGCAAAAGGUCAUUGGCGAGGCCGACUGCCUGGUGCACCGCACCGUCCUGCGGGGCGGCAAGCGCACCGCAGCAGGCGAGGUGCAGUGGUACGACUGGAUCCCUGCCAGUGAGCCUGAGUUGUGCCCGGUGACGGCGGAGGCGGCGUACCUGGCCCUGAGAUUCGAGAUCCAGCAGCAGCCCGUCCCCGACAUCAGUACCAAGGACGGCCUGCUGGAGUUUUGGUCCAUGCCGCUAUACCACGGUGCCAACUUCACCGCCGCCCUGCACUACGAGGCGCACGCGGCCGCCGUCACCAAGGCCGCCACCCUGUACUAUGAGGGCCACAACGGCUACCCGGCGUGGAAGGACAGGGAGGAAGAGCAGGAGCAGGCCAGCCAGCGCGGCGAGCUGGGCCCGCAACAGUCAUGGCGGUCAGGCCGACGCAGGACCUGGCACCAGUUUGUGAGGGCGAUGCAGCUAGUGGAGGAGGUGGCGAAGAGGGAGCAGUGCACCCCCAUCCAGGCGGCCAAGCUGGUGGACCAGUGCCUGGAGGCACGGCAGGUGGGCAAGGCAAGGAAGAAGAGCUUUGCUUGCCUGGGCCGCUCAGACAAGGCAGAAUCGGUGCGUCAAAUGCUUGGCCUGCCGGCCAAGCCGGAGAGCAGCUGA